ACAGAAGGUGGUGGGAUGUGGCACUCCAUGGCCAUGGCGGCCAGCGACAUCUCCCUCCUGGACUCCGAGGACGCCCCCCUGAGAGUGUACGUCCAGGAGCUGAGACCUACCCCCGAGAACAAUCUGGAAAUCAUUCUGCGCAUACGGGAAGACAACAGGUGUGUUGAGAAGAAGGUCUUUGCGGAGAAAACUGAGCGUGCAGCCAAGUUCAGCAUCAACGAUCUGGAGGAGAACGAGGUCUUCGUGCUCGACACAGACUACGACAACUACCUGUUCUUCUGUAUGGAGAACACGGGCGCCGCCCAGCUGAGACUGACGUGCCAGUACCUGGCCAGGACCCUGAAGGUCGACAACGAGGUCGUGCAGAAAUUCGACAGAGCCCUCAGGACCCUGCCCGUGCACAUCCGGCUCUUCCUUAGCCCGACGCGGGUGGAAGAGCAGUGCCGCGUCUAGGUGAGCUCCUGCCUGACCCGCCUCCUGCGGUCCCAGAGAUGACAUCGCCCCCUUCCUGCCCCAUCAGAGGAAUCAGGAGGGACCGAGCCCAUCCGGGGCUCCCGG
This is a messenger RNA of Lontra canadensis (Northern American river otter), 558 nucleotides long. RefSeq names its product beta-lactoglobulin-1-like. Lineage: Eukaryota; Metazoa; Chordata; Mammalia; Carnivora; Mustelidae. Gene Ontology annotation, molecular function: small molecule binding. The record is from RefSeq and is a predicted model, not a curated record. Bases 16 to 453 code for a protein of 145 amino acids. The transcript is spliced from 7 exons.